UCGUCACUUCCGGCGGACGCUCUGCGUCGUUUGCUACGUCACUUCCUGCCGAUACCGGUGUGGACGGUGUGGAUCGUGGUGGGGCCGGUUCUCCGGUUCUCCCCCCUCCCCUACUUUCCUCCCUCCCUCCCUUACCCUCCCUCGGCGACUGUCGCUCGCCUGUCGCAGACUCCCUGACCCUUCCCUAACCCUUCCCUGACCUCGGUGCCGCCAGAUUGGCCCCCUUUUCCUGUUUUCCCAGCGCAGCCCCAGUGUCAGGGCGGGGGGCCUUGAAGAGCCUGAGGCGCUGCAGCUGAGGAGAGAAAAGACGACGACGACGACCCUCGGCUCGCCAGCCCCAUCGCUGGGUUCGCCGCCAUGGCUAUGAGGCAGACGCCGCUCACUUGCUCGGGCCACACGCGGCCGGUGGUUGAUUUGGCCUUCAGUGGCAUCACGCCUUAUGGGUAUUUUUUAAUCAGCGCCUGCAAAGAUGGUAAACCUAUGCUACGCCAGGGAGAUACAGGAGACUGGAUUGGAACAUUUUUGGGUCAUAAAGGUGCUGUUUGGGGUGCAACAUUGAAUAAGGAUGCCACCAAAGCAGCUACAGCAGCUGCAGAUUUCACAGCCAAAGUGUGGGAUGCUGUCUCAGGAGAUGAAUUGAUGACCCUGGCUCAUAAACACAUUGUCAAGAGUGUGGAUUUCACACAGGAUAGUAAUUAUUUGUUAACUGGGGGACAGGAUAAACUAUUACGCAUAUAUGACUUGAACAAACCUGAAGCAGAACCUAAGGAAAUUAGUGGUCACACCUCUGGUAUUAAAAAGGCUCUAUGGUGCAGUGAGGAUAAACAGAUUCUUUCAGCUGACGAUAAAACUGUUCGCCUUUGGGAUCAUGCUACUAUGACAGAAGUGAAAUCUCUAAAUUUUAAUAUGUCUGUUAGUAGUAUGGAAUAUAUUCCUGAGGGAGAGAUUUUGGUUAUAACUUAUGGACGAUCUAUUGCUUUUCAUAGUGCAGUAAGUUUGGACCCAAUUAAAUCUUUUGAAGCUCCUGCAACCAUCAAUUCUGCAUCUCUUCAUCCUGAGAAAGAGUUUCUUGUUGCGGGUGGUGAAGAUUUUAAACUUUAUAAGUAUGAUUAUAAUAGUGGAGAAGAAUUAGAAUCCUACAAAGGACACUUUGGUCCUAUUCACUGUGUGAGAUUUAGUCCUGAUGGAGAACUCUAUGCCAGUGGUUCUGAAGAUGGAACAUUGAGAUUAUGGCAGACUGUGGUAGGAAAAACAUAUGGCCUUUGGAAAUGUGUGCUUCCUGAAGAAGAUAGUGGUGAGCUGGCAAAGCCAAAGAUUGGUUUUCCAGAGACAACAGAAGAAGAGCUGGGUAAGUACUAAUGGAUUGACUUUCAUACGAGUCUUGGGGAAUUUAAAAUUGAAGUGUACAUGAGUUUUACUCAAUUGCCAAAAUCAAUUUAUUAAACAUGGACAUAUUUACUUAAUGGGAAGUUUGAAUAUUAUCAUAUACACACACACACACACACGCAUUUAUAAACUAAAUAUUUAAAUACCUCCUGCAUAGUAAUAGGCACUGAGAUAUAGUAUGGACAUGACUGAUGUGGUUGCUCUUACAGGGCUUAGAGUCUAACUUGGGAGACAUACUGAAACAAAUAAAUUGUUACAAUUUUAAGGGGAAUUGGGAAAGCUUCCUAGGGAAAUGACAUUUAAACUGGGACCUGAGGAUGAGCAGAGUACUUAGGUGAGGUUAAGGGGGAGUUUGUGUUGGUAGGCACAGGACAGAUGAGUUCAUAGCAGGAAAAAGAAAACAUACUAAGGCUCAGAAGCAAAAAGGAGCACAGCAUAUGAGAAACUAAAAGAACUGUAUCAUGCCUCCAGGUUAAAGGACAAGGGUAGAGUGGGCUGGAGGAGCUAGAUCAUUUGAGGGCCUCAUUAGCAGUAUUAGGAAUUGGAGAGUUUUAUACUAAUAGCAAUAAGAAACGUUUGAAUUUUAAGCAGAGGAAUAAUAAUACAUUUAAGUUUUUACAGAUUCCCUUGGUUGUAGUGUGUAGAAAGAAUUGGACCAGGGACAAGAGUGAAUAUAGACCAGUUAG
Messenger RNA from Microcebus murinus (gray mouse lemur), 2072 nucleotides. The record is from RefSeq and is a predicted model, not a curated record. NCBI's taxonomy places the organism in Eukaryota, Metazoa, Chordata, Mammalia, Primates, Cheirogaleidae.